AUGGGCUGGGAUUUCGUUGGCUUUGACGGAGUGGAUCCCUUGGAUGCUAAGCCAAACACAGGAAAAGCCUCAGACUUGCUUCGGUGGGUGAACGCCCGAAGGAAGUGCAAUUUGGAGUUGGCGGAUGGAACAACACUACAAGGCAAUUCUUUUGGCGCAGCCACCUCUGUUUCCGGUGAGGUGGUCUUCAACACAGGGAUGGUGGCAUACCCAGAAUCUAUCACUGAUCCAUCCUAUGCAGGGCAAAUCUUGGUGUUUACCUAUCCGCUCCUUGGAAACUACGGCAUUCCAUCCGAUGAAAAGGAUGAGCUUGGCUUGCCUCGGUGGUUCGAGAGCCACAAGAUUCAUUUGAAGGGCGUGGUGAUCACGGACUACUCCUACGAGCCCUCGCACUACAGCUGUAUUCGCAGCCUGGGGGAGUGGUUAGCCUCGCAGGGUAUUCCAGGCAUUUAUGGAGUGGACACCCGUUUCAUCACGAAAAUCAUCCGGCAAAGUGGAUCGAUGUUGGGAAAGUUGCUGGUGCAAGGAAGCACUCCAUCAGCUUCUUUGGCCUUGGAUGACCCGAACAAGCGGAAUCUCGUGGCCGAAGUGUCAAGGACACAAAAAGACGUCUAUACACCUGUGAAGGUCAACGAACGUUUGAAGAGACAGGUGCAUAUCUUGGCUGUAGAUUGCGGCAUGAAGAACAACAUCAUCAGGUGUUUGGUGAACUUGGGACUGCGCGUGACGGUGGUGCCUUGGGACUAUGACUUCACCCAAGAUGACUUCGAUGGGCUCUUCUUGAGCAACGGCCCAGGAGACCCGACCAUGUGUCAGGCCACGGUGGAGCACGUCCGAUACGUCAUGAAGCACCGACCCGAGACGCCGAUCCUUGGCAUUUGCUUGGGCAAUCAGAUCUUGGCUUUGGCAGCAGGUGCGUCGACUUACAAGAUGAAGUUCGGGAACCGAGGGAUGAACCAGCCAGUGGUGGACCUGCGAACCCAACGGUGCUAUAUCACUGCUCAAAACCAUGGCUUCGCAGUGGAUCAGAGCUCCUUGCCUUCGAAUUGGGAGAUCCGCUCCAAGAUGGCUGACCUGAACCAGGAAGAGACCAAUGCAUUUAUCUUGGGUAUUCUUGGCAAGCUAUCUAAAAAGGAGAACGUGGGAGACUCACUGUCGUUGGAGUGGGCGCUGUGUGGAGCCACUCUAUGCCGCAAUGGUUUCUGCAUUUUGCUUGGCAUCAAUGAGAAAAGGGUGAUGCGGCUUCUUGAUGGUCUUGCUUUGAACCUGGUUCCACCAGACAAGAGGAAGCACAAUGGCCGCGCCCCUUCCAAGGGCAACAAUGUGGAUUCUUUCUUCACAUACUACUACUGGAACUUUGCUGAGACAUUGGCAGAGGCACCGCCGGAGGAAGAACUGCAAGGUGCUGCUAUGUGCACCUCUGGCCUCUUUCUGCCUAGUGAGGCUUCAUCAGAGCUGCCAGCAUCUUUCAUGGAGGGCUCAGCUCAGAGGUGA
This is a messenger RNA of Durusdinium trenchii, 1494 nucleotides long. The record is from the annotation of a GenBank genome assembly. Lineage: Eukaryota; Dinophyceae; Suessiales; Symbiodiniaceae.